Nannochloropsis gaditana CCMP526 is the source of this 1071-nucleotide messenger RNA. Its product is annotated as chc1-b-prov like-protein. The annotation marks the transcript as partial. Gene Ontology annotation, molecular function: protein binding. The record is from RefSeq and is a predicted model, not a curated record. The transcript has 3 exons.
AUGACCCCAGAGAUUUUGCGGCAGCUUGCCCUCAACCAUGACGGCUAUGAGUGCCCCAGCCUGAAUGACACCCUCUACCUGCAUUUUCGUGGCUUCCGGCGGAUUGAAAACUUGGGCCCAUACACAGGCUUGCGGGCCUUGUGGUUGGACUCGAACGGCUUGACAGAGAUCGGGGAGGGCUUGGGCGGCUUGCGCCAAUUAAGGUGUCUGUAUCUCCAGAACAACCUGUUGGAGAGCCUGGGGAAAGGGGGGAAAGAGGGGGGAUGCUUGCAGGGGUUGACCGAGCUGGUCACCUUGGACGUCAGUGGUAACCGCUUGCUCUCCUUGCGGGGAGUGGAGGCCUGCCCCAAGUUGCGGACCCUGGUGGCGGGGAAAAACCGCUUGGGCUCAGCAGGGAUCGAAAGCUCGCCCACUGCCCCAUUGCCGCAUUCCCUGCCUGUUUCCGAAGCCACCGAAUUCGAAGCCUUGCGGCCCUUGGCUGGCCUUCCUUCCCUACACACGCUCGACCUCAGCCACAACCACCUCGUCCACGCCCUCCGGGCGGUCCUGCCCGCCCUCCUUCCCUCCCUCCUUCCCUCCCUCCUUUCCCUCACGCUGGAAGCCAACCCUUUCGUGUUCGAGCCGGCGUCUCCCCUGCCUGCGUCCAUUGCGGAUGGCAUGUGUCGGCCGUUGCCGUUGUCGAGGCCCAUUGCCACCACCCAGGACUUUCGGAAGCUCUGCCUCCUCGCUCUCCCUCGCUUGAAGUACCUGGACCGGCCCAUAUUCCCGUUGGAACGUGCCGUGGCGGAGGGGUGGAGGGAGGGCGGGAAGGAGGGAGGAGAGGAGGUAAAGCAGGCCUGGACCAGAAGGGAGGAGGAGGCCCAUCGAGAGAAUUUGCGCGUGUAUCGGGCGUGGGCCCAGCGGGUGAAGAAGGAGAAAUUAAAGGAGGGCAAGGGAGGGGGAGAAAAGGAAGGAAGACGGAAGGAUGAGGACGAGGACGGGGGCGGGAUGGGCGUAGGCGAAGGAGAGGGGGACGAGGAGGCCCGCCUUCGGACAUUAGAAAGAGACAUGGGGACUCCCCGGGACGACAGG